Molecule: messenger RNA, 3064 nt
Organism: Hippoglossus stenolepis (Pacific halibut)
Lineage: Eukaryota; Metazoa; Chordata; Actinopteri; Pleuronectiformes; Pleuronectidae
Gene: wipf2b
Product: WAS/WASL interacting protein family, member 2b
Exons: 8
Coding region: 233-1726 (497 amino acids)
Molecular function (GO): actin binding
Source: RefSeq, a predicted model, not a curated record
GUAAUAGAUGCAGCUGCAGCGGCGCAUGUCCUCCCGCUCAGGUCACGUGCUCUGUGUUGACUGAAGAGAAAUAAAACAUCUCUGCAGCAGAGAGGCUAACGGCUAACAGCUCGAGGCUAACGGCGGAGCUAACAGCGGAGAACCAGCCAGAGGUUUAACGCCGACACAGUAUGAGUUAGCCAGCCGCGGUCCGGUGACGUUCACAGGGUUGUCAGGUGUGUGUAGCAGCAGGAUGCCCAUCCCUCCACCAGGGGGACCCCCGCCUCCCCCCACCUUCAGCCAGGCCAACACCAGCCCUCCAAAGCUGAACAGGGAGGAGGUCAAAGGUCGCGGCGCUCUGCUGUCCGACAUCUGUAAAGGCACCAAGCUAAGAAAGGUGUCGGUGGUGAACGACCGCAGCGCUCCGCUGCUCGACAGUAAGAUCCAAACACCAAAGAGCCAAACACCUUCCACAGAGCACCCAUACAUUCGCUUAUACCAAUACCUGCACCAGCAACCGAGCCAGCAGGGGGCGGCGUCUGAGGAGCAGAAGAAGAUGGCCGGAGAGGAGCGCUCUGCUCUCUCCCUGGAGAAGCCCAAACGAGGCGUAGCAUCAACAGGAGGAGCCAAUGGGAGCAGAGAAGCCAGCCCAUCAGGUUCUGUUCCACCAAUCGGAGGACUGUUCUCAGGCGGAGUUCCCAAACUGAGGCCAGUUGGAGACGGCUCAUCUGGACGUUUGCCCUCCACCCGAGCUGCCGCCCCCCGCCCCCCAAGUCAUCACCAUGACGACGCAGAGAGCCCCUCCCCUCAGGCGCUGUCGCCAUCGGAGACGAGUCGCUCCCAGCGUCCUUCACUUCCCAACCUGUCCUCCUCUCCCUCCCCCUCCUCCCCCUACUCUGCUGCCUCCUCCCCCUCCACCAGCAUGAAGCACUCCUUCUCCGCCCCCCCUCCCCCUCCUCCUCUCUGUCGCCGUGGUAAUGCCCCCUCCCCUCCCACCUCAUCCUCAUCUUACAACAGGGAGAAGCUCCUCCCUCUUGCACCGAACAGCACCCCUCCCCUCCCUUCAAAACCUCCCCCGUCCCCUGGCACCAGCCGACGCCCUCCCACCUCAGGCGGUAACUCUCCCUCUUCCACUCCCUCCUCCUCUCUGGCUCCCCCCCCUCUAUCUUACCGCAUCAACAACGGUCUGACAAGUAGCGGCGGUGAGGUGGCGCCCGACCUGCCACAGCGUCACAACUCCCUCAGCAACAGGAGGCCAGCCCCGUCACCUGGAGGCCACACCCCCACCAGAGGCCCUGCCCCACCCCCUCCACCUGCUUCUCCCACGCCCUCCCAACAGGGCUCCAACAGGCCGCCGCCCCUCGUUAGAGAGGCGCCAGGUAGAGGAGCAGCUCCUCCUGUUCCCGUCCAAUCAUCGUCCUCGAGGGCGGCAAGCAGAGAAGCCCCGCCUCCUCCUCCUUAUAGAAUACAUGGUAGCCCCUCCCUCUCAUCUGAUCCCCACACCAGAGGGAAACCCCCUCCCCCACCCACCCGCACCCCCGCUGCGCCUCCCCCUCCUCUCCGCAACGGACACUCCUCCUCCUCCAUCCCUCACUCAUUCGUCGACGACUUUGAGUCCAAGUAUUCGUUUCAUCCUCUGGAUGAUUUCCCUCCUCCGGACGAGUUCCGACACUUCACCAAGAUCUACCCGAGCAAAGCCAGCAGAGUGAUGAGAGGAGCUCCUCCACUGCCCCCUGUUGGGAGGUGAAGAGAACUACAACUUACACGUACACACACGCACGCACACACACAAACACACAUCUGCAGCAUACCUCACCCUCUGCUCUACACUCACAGCUGAUCGGCUGUUACUCGGUCUGACAGACGGACCAAUCUUUAGUCUGCUGAACCCCACUUUCAUUUUCAGUUUUAUUUUUGCACGUGCACUUUUUGUCUGCAGAGUGUGACUCGGGAAGAAGAACAGUAUGUGGCGCUGACAGCUGCUGCAGGAACCUUUAGUUCAGUUCGGUUCUUCAGGAUCUUCUAGAUUCACGUUCUGAGGUGAACUGGAUCACAUGACGUCACCACAUAAGCUGAUUGGAUAAAACUGACCUGAACAUUGAUGUAAACCAGACGUCAGGACAUCAACAAUAACCCAUCCUCUCAGUGGUAGGUGUGUUAGCCUAGCUUAGCAUCUUUAUGCUAUGAAGUCAGGGGUCCUGAAGAACCACAGAGACAAACUGUCUCCUGGACCUAAGUCGCGAUGAGGUCACCUGUAAACGUCGUCAUGUUCUGUGAGGUCAGCAAGGUGACAGACUUUAUUUUGGCAGGAUCUGAUUGGACCUCCAGGGAGGGGGCGGGUGAGAGUUCAGGAUGAGUCUUAAAGUGCCAAGACCAGGACCGAAGUGAACCAGAGACUCACCUGGACAUGUUGUCUUCGAUUGAGCUCUGAAGUAGCUCGAUGGCUUUGCUACAAGUUGCGUUGAAUAAUAACUAAUGAUUGAUGAUGUCACCUUGGUGUGUUAAGUUCAACGUGCCAGAACGAUGUUCGAGGGAACCUGCAAAAAAAAUUUGCAAAUAGUCAGGUGAAGAAUUAAAGAGUUGCAUGAAAAAAAAUUGUCAUAUUUAAUUUUACAGAAAAGAAAAGAAUUAGACAAUUUUUCCGUUUAUAACAUUUCACCGACCCCCUCAUUUGAAUUUUUUCUUUAUAUUUGUGUAUGUAUGUAUGUAUGUAUGUAUGUAUAUAUAUAUGAACCAGUCCUUCGUCUAUAUUGUCUUUUGUUUGAUUUUGUUGUUUUUACGGUUUAAAAAUCAUACGAAUUAAAAUAAUGUAACUAGAUAUGAACAUUUUUACAUUGAAACAACAAACGGCAUUUUGAUUUCAGAAUAAGUUUUUUUUAUUGUGAAUUUACUGUUACUAUGUCACUUCCUGUCAACCCCCCCCCCCUAAAAACUAUGAAUCUCAUCAAUCAGUUAAAACUAUAAAAAGCUUCUGUACAAACUGAAACCUGUGAAAACUCAUCUGAUGAUGUUCAACUGGAUCUGUAGAUGUAAAGUAAACUGCAUGUUUCCUCUGAAUAAACAGUUUCCUCUGAAUUUUUCCCGA